This is a messenger RNA of Leptosia nina, 1029 nucleotides long. The record is from the annotation of a GenBank genome assembly. Lineage: Eukaryota; Metazoa; Arthropoda; Insecta; Lepidoptera; Pieridae.
AUGAAAUACGUGAGACAUUCCAGCCACAAUAUGAAAGCAGUUGCAAUAAUCCUUGCUUUUGUAACUCUGAAGUCAUGUUCGAGUGAGCCGCAAGUAGAUGCCGAGUCGUACUUAAGCCGCUUUUUAGCUGAUUUGUGGCUCGAAGGCGCCGACGUAGUGCGAAUUAUUUGGAGGGACUGCUCUAAACAGCUUAUCAGUGUUAAAGAUGAAAUCGACCAUAAGGAGUAUUUUCCUAAAUUCGUGCGAUGUAUGAAGAGGAAAACUUUAAAGGGCUUAGACAGAACUUUAAGCCUGGAUUUAGUACCCAUUGUGGAGGGUGUAAAUUUAGUAAGAUUUGAAUUAGUUGAUCGGUCUGGAAAUUUCGUCACUGGAAACGAAACUAGCACAUGGAGUGACAAGGAUUUGGAAAACGGAGAUUGGCGUACCUUAGCAUUACAGAGAAUUGCUAAAGUAUUACGGACUCAUGUUAUCAAAUUCGAAUUUGGGGACAGAAACGUUGAGACAGUUGAACAACGAGGUAGACGACGCCACAUGCUGACAAUGAUGAUGUUUGGCAUAGUGUCUAUGGGGAUGGUUUUAGUUCCAAUGGGAUUCCAAUUCUUAGCCGUACUGGGAGGGAAAGCUUUACUUCUGGCAAAAAUGGCUCUGAUUCUCGCGUCUAUACAGGGCCUUAAAAAGAUUGGUACAAGUCCGUUAAGCUACGGAUUCUAUCCCACUUACCCUCCGUAUGACCACUUCGAAAGGAGGAGCAACGACUUCCCACCAUCGCUGAAGAGAUCGAGACAUAUUGCAAUCAAGGGUGAUAAAAUAGAAGAAAAACCAGUAACAUGGAAACCAGUACUAAAUCAGUUCAAAGAUGAAGCGCCACGAUUUCUGACUCACUCUCAAGCUCCUAUUGUAUCAACUGCUAUAGAUGCCCCCACUUUAGAUCUCACAACAAAUCCGGGGGAAGUUCAAGCCGAUUAUACUCUGGAAUUACCGUAUAAUGGAUUGAAUUUUCAAAGUUCCCAUCCUGUCGUUCCGUCUUGA